This is a messenger RNA of Lycium barbarum (goji berry), 6186 nucleotides long. RefSeq lists its product as uncharacterized. Gene Ontology annotation, molecular function: ATP binding; protein serine/threonine kinase activity. The coding region runs from base 926 to 5746 and encodes 1606 amino acids. The record is from RefSeq and is a predicted model, not a curated record. Lineage: Eukaryota; Viridiplantae; Streptophyta; Magnoliopsida; Solanales; Solanaceae. Gene Ontology annotation, biological process: protein phosphorylation; recognition of pollen. The transcript is spliced from 13 exons.
UCCUUUUUAGUCUGUCCCAAAAGAUUGACACCUUUCUAUAUUUAGAAAGCAAUUUAACUUUAUGCGAUGAUUUACAGCCACACAAAUAUGUAAGACUUGUUUUGGAUUACACAUUUCAAAAGUCUUCUUUUGUCUCUUAAACUUUAUGUCAAGUCAAACUAAAACAAUCUCUUUGGAAAGGAGGGAGCACAUAAGUUGGGACAGAGGGAGUAAUAUUUUCUAUAAGGGAAUGCAAAAUUAACUAAAAUCAUUAGGCAGGUAAUGUAGAAUCAUGACUCCAUUGCAGUACCACUCCCACCAAUUAUCCGCAGAUAUUAAAAUCAUCAAAGUAGCAGACUAUACCAAAAGUAUGUAGUACGAGAGUGGAAAUGGAGAUGGACUGAAAAUUCUCAAAGUAAAGCUUCUUGUAAUCUGUGGCUUCAAACCGUCGUGUGGUCUGCUGGGAGAUUGAGUAAACAGAUAGUGAAAUAAAGGAAAGUAGGAAAGCUAAAAAUGAGAAGUGAAAAAGGGUCAAAUUUGUUGUACAAUUCUAAAUUGAGUGGCUUAAUUUUACAUUAAGCUUUUGGUCUUUUUUUUUUUUUUUUGAUUUAGAAAAAAUAAAUCAUUUUUGCCCCUCUGAAGAAUUGAAGACCAACCCAUUUGAAGGGCAAAUACUAAAGACCAGCCCAUUUGACGGGCAAGCUGUGCAAUUUCUUCUAUUCCAAAAUAUGAAUUUAAGAGUAAAGUUGAACAUGUGAUCCUCCAUAUUUAUAUCAUUUUCAAAUUGAAGGACCUACACAGUCCUUUUGUGGUUUACUGUCACAUGGAAGUCAUACUAAUUAACUUUGCCCAACUUCCAUGGCAAUUUCUUCUCCUAUUUUAAGAGGUAUACUGCUAAGUUAGAGGACCAGUAAAUAAAAAGGCUUAGGCAUCAAAGGCAUCAUUGAUGGAAGCUAGUCUCCUUCUACUUUUCCUACUGUCUUUCUACUCUUCUAUACCCAAGAUUUCUACUACAACAGAUGUAAUCACUACUAAUCUAUUCAUCACAGAUGGUGAAACUGUUGUUUCAUCUGGUAGAACCUUUGAGCUGGGAUUUUUCAGCCCUAGCGGUUCCUCAAAACGAUAUAUUGGGAUAUGGUACAAGCAAAUUCUUCCUUAUGUGCAAACAGUUGUAUGGGUUGCCAACAGAGAAAAACCACUCAUGAAUACAUCGUCUGCUGUUUUGAAGGUCACCAAACCAGGGAAACUUGUUCUUUUUAGUGACAAGAAUGAAAUUAUAUGGUCCACUAACACCUCACGAUCAGUCCAAAGUCCAGUAGCACAACUUCUGGAUUCAGGUAAUCUUGUCGUGAGAGAUGCAAAUGAUCGAAAUCCAGAAAAUUCCCUUUGGCAGAGCUUCAAUUUUCCAACUGAUACGUUCUUGCCUGAUAUGAAGAUUGCAAAAAAUUUUAGAACUGGUCAUGAGGUAUACCUUUCAGCUUGGAAGAACGAUAACAAUCCAACUCCCGGGGAAUUUACUGUCCACAUUGAUCCUACUGGAUAUCCACAGGCCCUAAUCAGACGUGGCACAGGGGUAUCAUCACGAUCAGGACCAUGGAAUGGUUUACGGUGGAAUGGAGCCCCCGCACCACUACAAAUACAAAGCAGCAUAUAUACAUUUCAAUUUGUUUUCAAUAAGGAGGAGGUUUACUAUAGAUAUUCUUCGAUUAACAGCUCGGUGUUAUCAAGGCUAGUCCUGACUAACAAUGGUUAUAUUCAGCGUUACACAUGGGAGGAUCGAACCAAGACUUGGCUUCUUUACUUCAACAUUCCUCAGGAUACUUGUGAUACAUAUAACUUAUGUGGUGCCUAUGGGAGCUGUGUCAUAGAUGGUUCCCCUUUAUGUAGAUGUUUGGAAAAAUUUGUACCUAAAUAUCCCCAGAAGUGGGAAAAGGCAGAUUGGUCAGAAGGGUGUGUUCGGAGGAAACCAUAUCAUUGCACCAAGGAACAUGUAUUUCUUAGAUAUUCUGGAAUCAAGUUACCGGAUACUAACCACUCUCAGUACGAUAAAACCAUGACACUUGAAGGGUGUAGGCAAGUAUGCUCAAGGAACUGCUCUUGCACAGCUUAUUCGAGCCUAGAUAUAAGCAAUGGAGAGAGAGGUUGCUUGUUUUGGUCUGGGGAGUUAAUUGAUAUGAAAAAGCUCACUGGAACAGGACAAGACAUUUAUAUCAGGGUGGAUUCUUCAGAGCUAGUAUCGGAGGCAGGUUCAAACAGAAAGAAGGCAGAGAUACUCGCGGUGAGUUUCUCGUUGUUGAUGGCAAUGAUUCUGCUAGGACUGAUAUUGUUUUUGUACAUAUGGAAAAAGAAGAGGAAACUAAAACUCCAAGACAAAUUUGAGCUGCCAAUGUUCCAAUUGUCAACAGUAACAAGAGCCACAAAUAACUUUUCGGUCAACAACAAAAUUGGAGAGGGUGGAUUUGGACCUGUUUAUAAGGGUGUACUGGAAGAGGGACAAGAAAUUGCCGUGAAGAGACUCUCGAGGACAUCAAUUCAAGGACUUGAUGAAUUCAAGAACGAAGUUAUCUAUAUUGCCAAGCUUCAACAUCGAAAUCUUGUGAGACUUCUCGGUUGCUGCAUUCAAGGGGAAGAAAAGAUGUUGAUCUAUGAAUACAUGCCUAACAAAAGCCUGGAUUCAUACAUAUUUGAUAAAACAAAGAGCAAAUUACUUGAUUGGCCAAAACGUUUUGACAUCAUAAACGAAAUUGCUCGUGGCUUAUUAUAUCUUCAUCAAGAUUCUCGACUACGGAUUAUCCAUAGAGACCUUAAAGCAAGCAAUGUUUUGCUAGAUACAGAUAUGAAUCCUAAGAUAUCAGAUUUUGGCUUGGCUAGAAGUGUUGCAGGGAAUGAGAUGGGAGCAAAAACAAGAAAUGUGGUUGGUACACAUGGCUACAUGUCCCCAGAAUAUGCAGUGGAUGGGAUUUUCUCGGUAAAAUCAGAUGUAUUUAGCUUUGGUGUCUUGUUGUUAGAGAUUGUGAGUAGCAAGAGAAAUAGAGGAUUUGUUCAUCAAGAUCACUGCCUUAACCUUCUCGGACACGUAGGCACUCACUCAAUAUUUAACGAUAGGUCCUUGGAACUAAUUGACGAGCAUCUAGCGACUGAUUCUUGUCAUAUAUCUCAAAUUUUAAGGUCAAUCGAAGUGGGGCUAUUAUGCGUGCAAAAAUGCCCAGAAGAUAGGCCAAACAUGUCUUAUGUGGUUCAGAUGUUGGGUAAUGAAAAUCUACUGCCAGAAGCUAAAGAACCAGGGUUUUUCACCGAAAGAAAGAGACUAAUCAAAAGGGUUAGACCUCAGGGCAUCAUAUCAAUGAAAGCCAGUUUCUUCCUACUUUUCCUGCUGGCUUUCUGCUCUUCUAUACACAAGAUUUUACCUACUACAAAAACAGACUUAAUCACUACAAAUCAAUUGAUUAAAGAUGGUGAAACUAUUGUUUCAUCCUGUGGAACUUUUGAGCUGGGAUUUUUCAGCCCCAGCGGUUCCUCAAAUCGAUAUAUUGGGAUAUGGUACAAGCAAAUUCUUCCUUAUGUGCAAACAGUUGUAUGGGUUGCCAAUAGAGAAAAACCACUCACAAAUACAUCUUCUGCUGUUUUGAAGGUCAGCAAGCCAGGAACACUUGCUCUACUCAAUGACAAGAAUGAAACUAUAUGGUCCACUAACACCUCAAGAUCAGUCCAAAAUCCAGUUGCAAUGCUUUUAGAUACUAGUAAUCUUGUUGUAAAAGAUGCAAAGGAUGACUACCCAGAAGAUUUCCUCUGGCAGAGCUUCCAUUUUCCAACUGAUACGCACAUGCCAGGUAUGAAGCUUGGCAAGAAUUUUAAAACUGGACAUGAGGUUUACCUUUCAGCAUGGAAGAACAAUAAUGAUCCAGCUCCAGGCGAAUUCACUCGUAACAUUGAUCCUACUGGAUAUCCACAGGCCCUCACCAAACGUGGCACAAGUGUAUUGGCUCGUAUAGGACCAUGGAAUGGUUUACGAUUUAGUGGGUCACCUAUACCACUACUAGAAUGCUGCCAUUUUCACUUUAUUUUCAACAAAGAGGAGGUUUACUAUAGCUUUUCACUCAUUAACAGCUCGGUUUUAACAAGACUAGUCCUGACGAGCAACGGUGAUAUACAACGUUUGACGUGGGUGGAUCGGACAAAGAGAUGGAAUAUUUACUACAAUUUACCAGCGGAUAACUGUGAUACAUAUAGCUUAUGUGGUGCCUAUGGGAGCUGUGAUAUAGAUAAUACACCUACUUGUGGAUGUUUGGAGAAGUUUAUAGCUAAAUAUCCACAACAAUGGGAAAAGGGAGAUUGGUCAGAAGGGUGUGUUCGGAGGACACCUUUAGAUUGCAACAAGGAACAUGUAUUUCGAAAAUAUUCUGGAAUCAAGUUGCCGGAUACUAAGCACUCUCAGUACGAUAAAACCAUGACACUUGAAGGUUGCAGGCAAGUAUGCUCAAGGAACUGCUCCUGCACAGCUUAUUCAAGUCUCGAUGUAAGCAAUGGAGACAAAGGUUGCUUAUUUUGGUUUGGGGAAUUGAUUGACAUCAGAAAGCUGCCUGAAAGAGGACAAGACAUUUACAUCAGGAUGGAUUCUUCAGAGCAAGAAUCUGAGGCAGGUUCAAAAAUAAAGAAGGAAAAGAUACUCGCAGUGAGUUUCUCAUUGUUAAUGGCAAUGAUUCUGCUAAGCCUGAUUAUGUUGUUGUACAAACGGAAAAGGAAGAAACUGAAACUCAAAGAAGAUUCUGAGCUGCCAGUAUUCCAAUUGUCGACAAUAACAAGAGCCACAAAUAACUUUUCAGAGAGCAACAAGAUCGGAGAGGGUGGAUUUGGACCAGUUUACAAGGGAGUGCUGGAAGAGGGACAAGAAAUUGCCGUAAAGAGACUGUCAAGGACUUCCAUGCAAGGACUUGAUGAAUACAAGAACGAAGUUAUCUAUAUUGCCAAGCUUCAGCAUCGAAAUCUUGUGAGACUUCUGGGCUGCUGCAUCCAAGGGGAAGAAAAGAUGUUGAUCUAUGAAUACAUGCCUAACAAAAGCCUGAAUUCAUACAUAUUUGAUAAAACAAAGAGCAGAUUACUUGAUUGGCCAAAGUGUUUCGACAUCAUAAAUGGAAUUGCUCGUGGCUUAUUAUAUCUUCAUCAAGAUUCUCGACUACGAAUUAUCCAUAGAGACCUUAAAGCAAGCAACAUUUUGCUAGAUACAGAUAUGAAUCCUAAGAUAUCAGAUUUUGGCUUAGCCAAAAGUGUUGCAGGAAAUGAGAUGGGAGCAAAAACACGCAAUGUGGUUGGGACACAUGGCUACAUGUCCCCAGAAUAUGCAAUAGAUGGGAUCUUCUCGGUAAAAUCAGAUGUGUUUAGCUUUGGUGUCUUGGUGUUAGAGAUUGUGAGUUGCAAGAGAAAUAGAGGAUUUUUCCAUCAAGAUCACAACCUCAACCUUCUUGGUCAUGCAUGGAAGCUUUACAAAGAAGACAGGUCCUUGGAACUAAUUGAUGAGCACCUUGCUGAUUCUUGCGAUAUUUCUCAAGUUUUAAGGUCAAUCCAAGUGGGUUUAUUAUGUGUGCAACAACAUCCAGAUGAUAGACCAAGCAUGUCUUCUGUAGUUCUGAUGUUGACUAAUGAGAGUCUACUUCCGAAAGCUAAAGAACCAGGUUUUUUCACAGAAAGAAACAUAUUUGCUGAAGCAAAAUCAGGAUCGCAGGCUAGUUCAAAAAAUGAAGUCACAAUCACAUUGUUAGAUCCUCGGUAGAGUGUGACAAGAUAAGUCACAACCAACAAGGCAUGGGAGCUUAUAAAGUAGAUAGGUCCUUGGAACUAAUUGAUAAGCAGCCAGCUGAUUCUUGCCAUAUUUCUCAAGCUUGAAGUCAAUCCAAGUGGGUUUAAUAUGAGUGCAAAGGGACCUGAAGAUACACCAAACAUUUUGUUCUGUGGUUCAGAUGUUGGGUAAUGAGAAUCUACUGCCAGAAGGUAAAGAAUCAGGGGUUUUUACCAAAGAAAGGUACUUGAUGCAGAAAACUCGGAACCACAGACAGGAAGUUCAAAAAAUGUAGUCACAAUCACAUUGUUAGAUCCUCGGUAGAGUGCAAACAAGAUAACUUUUUUGACUUGUGUGCACAUGAACAUUAGUUUUAGAAAUAACUUAGAACUUUGAUUCUUGAAUAAUACAACAAUAUCUUAAUUAAACAGCAA